AGUAUUAAUCAAAAACAUCCCUAAAUCUCCAUUCUCUUACAAAAACAAGAAGAGAGAAAAAAAAAGCAAUUCCUUUUAGCAGUGAAUAGUAGUAAUAAUAAUCCAUCACUGUUUACCGCCGUGAACCGCCGUGUCUCCGCCGUGAACCGCCGUGAACCACCGUGUGGCAAUCGAAAUGGCAUCUUCGGGUGCGGCGGCAGCUGAUCCGAUACCGAUGAGGGAUGAAUUUGAGGAAGAUGAAGAAGAGGAAUACGAAGAAAUCGAGGUUGAAGUAGAAGAAGAAAUCGAAGAAGAAGAAGAGGUAGAAGAGGAGGAGGAAGAAGAAGAGGAAGAAGUACAAGCUGAAGAGGAAAAAGGUGAAGGAUCAAUUCCAAUGAACGUAGAUGAUCAAAAAGAAGAGGAGGAAGAAAAAGGCCAAGGAUCAAGCCCACUCAAUGUAGCUCAUCAAAAAGAAGAGGCAGAAGAAGAGGUAGAGGCGGAGGAGGAAGAGGAGGUGGAGGAGGAGGAGGAGGAGGACGAAGAAGAAGAAAAUGGUAAAGGAUCAAGUCCACUCAGUGUAGAUGGUCAAAAAGAGGAAGAAGAAGUCCAAGAUGAAGUAGAAAAAGGUCAAGGAUCAAGUUCGCUCAAUGUAGAUAAUCAAAAAGAUGGUAACCAAAUUCUGGAGCCUUUGGGGCUUGAACAGCACUUAAGACCAGCCUUUUCUACUCAACAAGAACCUGUAGCAAAUUUGCUGCAACAUACCCCUUUAAUUAAAGGUGGUAAUGACAGUUGCAGAAUUUCCAAUUCAGAUGAAACAAGAGAGAGGAUAGAUGGAAAAAGAAUCCUCAUAAAUUCUGAUGUCCAAGCUUCUGGAUGUGAGUGUGGUGAAACAAAUACAAAGAGAAUCCAGCCUUUUGGUCACGAACUGGAUGCUGAAAUAUUGACUGAUGUUAAAGGCAAGGAGGCUGUUGGAGUUCAAUUUACUGAAGGAGGUGAUCAAGAAGCUGUGAAUGAUUUAAAGCAAACAUCACGAAGGUUGGAUGUUCUCAAGACAAGGCAAAGAAGUUUGUCCCCUGCUGCUGAUUCUAGGGGUGGAAGCAAAAGAUUAGCAAUGAGAUGUGAGUUUUUUGCCAGGGGUUGGUGCAUCAAAGGGAACUCCUGUAGAUUUCUUCACAUAAAGGAGCAUGUGACUAGCCAUGAGAAGGAUGGUAGUCUAGAUGAGACGAUGAUGAAAAGCAAAAUUGCAGAUGACAAAGGUUUGGAAGAGAACUGCAAAACGUCUGUACUGGAUGGUUCUUCUGAUUCAGUACAGUCGGCAGUUAGAUCGGGAGAAAAUCUAAAACUGAGAGAGGAGUUGUAUAUGCGUACGGGUGGACCUUCGUCCACUCCAGACAUUGGAAGAGAGAGUCUUGGAUGCAAUCCAUACUUAGCUGCUUAUAGCGCCUCGUCUUCUCAAUUUCUCAAAGAUGGCUCUUUACAUAAGAAUAGCCUCCAUCAUGAUCUGCGUCAUUGUUCUUCUUCCCGGAAGGUCGAUGCCCUUGAUGAUCAGAGGCUUUUGGAUAGUAGCCAAGAAUAUUCUUCUUCUAGAUCCACCUCUUUGCAGCAUAAAUCUUCAGCAUUUCCUAGUUCCAAAGCCAGACUUUCUCAGAUUGAUUUAUCACGGGACACACGACACUCAUCUGAUUAUAGAACUGUUGGGUCUUUUGACGAUUGGGAGCCAUCUGUUCCUUUUCGACCAUCAUUCUUGCUUACUCAAAUGAUUGGAUUCCCUGAAAGCCUGUAUGAUCCUAUUCGUGAUAGUAUUGAUCAAAGUAAUGUAGGAGAUGGGCCCUCAAAAUUCUCUACCUCUGGAAAAGGAGGGUCUGUAUUAACCAAGCAUAUGCAGGCAAAUGCUGAUCCAGUUUCAACAGGAACCUUGGGUCCAGAACAGAGCUCCAAUAAAGUUCCAAUUUCUGGUCAAAUCCACCAUAGGGAUAUAUUGCCCGACAACCUGUCCGAUAAAGAUUUGCCUAGUAAUGAAACAGAUACAGCAGAUACAGCAGUUGCUCAUCAGGAAAACAUGAAUACCUCUUCAAAAGAAGAGAAGCUUUCAAGUUCUGCCAACCUCAAAGGUGUCACAAAAGCAGAUAAAUUUAAUUUAUCUACUGAACUACUGCACAGCAGGCCACGGAAAAAGACGCAUUUAGAAUCUGAAAGGCUCAGACAAGGAAAUGAAAUUGAUACUGAUUGGAAGACGGACAGAUCUGUGAACAAAGAGUCAAGAGUUAUGAAGCAGUUUCAUGCUGCUCUUGUGGAAUUUGUUAAAGAACUAUUAAGGCCAACUUGGAGUGAAGGUCUCAUGAGUAAGGAUGCUUACAAGAUGAUAGUCAAGAAGACAGUUGAUAAAGUUGAACACUCUUUGCAUCCCAAUCAGAUUCCUAAUACUGCUGAAUCAAUCGAAGAGUAUUUUGAUAUAUCUCAGCCAAAACUUGCUAAGCUAAUUGAGGCGUACGUGGAAAAAUAUGGAAAAUCCUGAUAAUAUGAAUGAGCUUUGCUCAGAAUAAGGGGGUGCUUGGAUAUAUAUGGAAAAUCUUGAAACUAUCAUAUUAGCUAUGGUUAGCAUAUUGCCAGCAAUAGCGAAUUGGUGAAACACUAAUUUGCUAUUUCUAGGGGUUAGAAUGAAGACUUGGAAACCAUUUAUUUUCUGUACGGAUUUUAUCUGUUUAUAUUAGAAACUUUUCUGCUACCUUUAUGGGUUGAAAGAACUUUUCCAUCG
Capsicum annuum is the source of this 2734-nucleotide messenger RNA. Its product is annotated as protein FRIGIDA-ESSENTIAL 1. The transcript has 10 exons. Lineage: Eukaryota; Viridiplantae; Streptophyta; Magnoliopsida; Solanales; Solanaceae. The coding region runs from base 176 to 2494 and encodes 772 amino acids. The record is from RefSeq and is a predicted model, not a curated record. Gene Ontology annotation, molecular function: metal ion binding.